Messenger RNA from Sphaeroforma arctica JP610, 299 nucleotides. RefSeq lists its product as hypothetical. Gene Ontology annotation, cellular component: mRNA cleavage and polyadenylation specificity factor complex. NCBI's taxonomy places the organism in Eukaryota, Ichthyosporea, Ichthyophonida. Gene Ontology annotation, molecular function: RNA binding; 5'-3' exonuclease activity; RNA endonuclease activity. Gene Ontology annotation, biological process: mRNA 3'-end processing by stem-loop binding and cleavage. The record is from RefSeq and is a predicted model, not a curated record. The annotation marks the transcript as partial. The transcript has a single exon.
GUUUCCUACAAUCGGGGAUCUCGCGCGAGCUGUUUGAGAUGUGGUGUCCCAAUCCCAAAAACACUUGUCUCAUCGCCGGUUAUGCGGUGGAGGGCACCUUAGCCAAGCACGUGAUGUCAGAGCCAACAGAGAUCACCGCCAUGAACGGUCACAAACUGCCUCUGCGCAUGGAAGUGCGGUACAUCUCCUUCGCCGCACACGCAGACUAUUCACAGACACGGCAGUUCAUAGACGAACUCAGGCCACCACACAUUGUGCUGGUGCAUGGGCAGGCUAAUGAGAUGAUGCGUCUGCAGCAG